GACGGAAAAGUGAUUGCAUAUGCAUCAAGGCAAUUGAAGCAACAUGAACUGAACUACCCGAUGCAUGAUCUAGAACUUGCUACGAAAGUCAGUGGGACGACUGGCGUCAUUACCUACUACUCAGUUGGAGUUGAUCAAGGACUUAGAAAUUUACGAAUCGAAAUGGUUGCCACACCAGAGCAAGUCACCACCCAUUUAGCAACUUUGGUGGUUCGACCUACUCUUAGAGAUCGGAUCAUUGAGGCACAAGUUAAGGACCCAUUCUUGCAAAAGAUCAAGAACGAGAUUGGUACUGAUAAGAGAAAGGACUUUAGAAUAGCUUCGGAUAGGGCUCUAAUGUUUAAAGGAAUGAUUUGUGUACCUAAGGAUGAAGUUUUGAGGAAGGAGAUAUUGGAGGAGGCUCAUAUCACUCUAUACACUGCACAUCCUGGCGAACAUCAAAGACCGAUAGGGUUGUUAAAUCCAUUGGACAUACUAGAAUGGAAGUGGGAGAAUAUCGCAAUGGACUUUGUGGUAGGAUUUUCGAGAUUAGCAGGAGG
This is a messenger RNA of Olea europaea var. sylvestris, 539 nucleotides long. RefSeq lists its product as uncharacterized. The annotation marks the transcript as partial. Lineage: Eukaryota; Viridiplantae; Streptophyta; Magnoliopsida; Lamiales; Oleaceae. The transcript is spliced from 3 exons. The record is from RefSeq and is a predicted model, not a curated record.